AUGGGAAGAACACGACGAGCCCUGGUCCCAGGGGCCGCAUCUGGACCCAAGGAGCGGCACAAGAGAUCGCAGAGAUCCCAGUAUCGUGAUCCCUACUCGCCGCCUCGUGAUAAUCUUGUCGCCAAGCCGCCGAUACCAAAGUCAAAGCACCACUCUUACUUCGAGCUAGUUGAGAACAAGGAGAAGAAGAAGAAGCUCGAGUAUCAGGUCACAACGGAGAGCACCCCGCCACCGGGAUUCGAAUUUGUCCCCAUCGGCAACCCCGAGCUGACGGCGGCCUGCAAAGAACUAUCCCGCGAGAAAGAUGCCAUGAUCUUCAUUGUUUCGAAUGCCAAAUGUUCUGAUGGAAAUGUUCUUGCCCACCAGAUGCAUCGAAUAGGCCAUCAUAUCAGGCAAGUCAUUGUUGAAGAGGCCAAGGCAAGCCUUGGCGAUAUGCCUCACCGUCUGGGCCCGGUAACAGAUGCAGGCCCUGAGCCCAUCCCCAAGUCCCAAGCGGUUUAUCACGCUCAAGUUGAUGCCGCCAUUAGAGACCUGUUUCCGCGGGUUCCCAAUACUGACCGUCAGAUGAUUAUCGAGCACUCUUUCACUCGGGGAUCAAACGAUCGGUCCGAAAAAAAUCUUGUUGGCUUUUCUCAGGACUUGACCCUUUCUCGCAGGGUUCAGCUGGCCGUUCUUGCCCACAUCAGGCAUGUCCAUACGCGGUAUGACGCGCUGCUGAAGGAGACAACUUGGCAGAACGCUCGCAAAACUGUAGAGUCGCUGUGUCUCGACAUCCUCGUCAAGUGGCGGGGAGAUGAGGAAACCGGCCGCGACCAGCUGGAUGAGAUUCUGCGUGAGGUGGUAGUCAUCUCUGAUUCUGAGGACGAUGACAAUGAGGACGAUGAAGACGAAGACGAGGAGUCGACCGAUUUCACGUCGGAGGAAGAUGCUGCUGACGAUGCCGGGCUCACACCCAUGCCCGAGUAUCAGUCAGCACAGCCGUUGCGUCGUCCCAUGGAUCAGCCAGAUCGCUCCCCUCCCAGGUCGCCCACGCGAGAUUUCGCUCCGGUGUUUUCUUGUCCUCCCAGCGUGGUGGAAUCGAGGCACACGGACCGUUGCCACAGAGAGGAUAGGAGAGCCCAGCGGGGUUUCAGAAGAUACCGCGCGUGGGAAGAGGCGAUCAGACGUAAUCGAGGGGAAACGCCAUUGGUUGAGCGACCCUCCCCGGAUGUCGCUAUUGGUGGUGACGCAUAUCAACCAUCCAAGCCCAAUGGGCCUUCUUAUGACGCUCAUGCCCGGCUGUAUGACAACGCAGGUCCAAUGGUUCAUCCCGGUGGAGCCCCUGGAGCUUCCACAAGCUUGAAUGGCAAUGGGAUUCAGCAGCCAUUCUACGAGGUGUCGUCUUCCCUGGUUUCAUCACCCUACCGUGGUCAACCCCUCGAUGCUCGGACUUCACAUGAAAAGGUAAUGUCUGUCGUUCCAUUCCCCAGCAGCACCUCUUCUCGCGAGCCGGCCUCUUUGGCCUCUGGUCAAUUCCAGGACGUGUUGGUGCGCUCCAUCGAGCCGGCAUCUCCAAGCGUGCAACCCACAUACAUACGCACCUUACCUCCCCGGAGUCAGUUUGCUGUCAGUACUUAUGCACCGCCGGCGACACCAUCAGUCGGCUUUCAACAUGCUGCCAAGCUUGUUCCAUAUCCAGGAGAAGGAAUGCAAUCCAUGGACUUUCCCUUUUCUACACGUGCAACUGCCAGCUCUAUCCGGCCGCAAGCUGCCAUGGACAUCGAUGCUGUUCCCAGUAGAGAAUCCGUCCAUUCGCAUGAUUUUCGGGGUCACAUAUACCCGCCUUCCACUGACUAUGGAGCACAGCCAGCAUCAUCACCGUAUCAUCCGGUAACUGGCAACUCUACCAGGCUUCCGGAGUCACGCAGGAUUGUUCUCAACGCAACCCGUCCCGGAGAGCGGUCAAACCCCAUCCUCAUGGAGGACAGGGGCGGAUACUAUGAAAGGAUCAAUCAUCUACCGGAGCGCAGCUCGCGCAUUCAACUGCGAGCCAGCCACCCGUCCCAGUCACAAGCACAGGCUGAGGCCCAGGGUAUCAACAGAUCUCCCACGACGAUGCUCUCCUGGGGAGAACGCAUGAGGCAGAGAGGCGAACGGCGCGGCGUUGCAGAAAUUGAGAUCGAUGCUCGACUCGACCCCCGCACCCGUCCGCCCAACGCACCACAUGCACCCAUGACUUACCCCUAUCCUUCUCGCAACUACUACGAGGCACCGAGGUUCGGAUCGCUGGAGAGAGAGUCGGACUAUAGAGUUCCACCGGCCCGGCAAGUGCCCGGCGAACAGUAUGCUGCACCACCACCAGAGGGCUAUUGGGUCAUACGACAACAUGGCGACCGGCAAGCCCCGCGACCUCAGCUCGAGCCCGUCUAUCGGCCUGUCAGCUCGCGCGCUGUUGGGGUAGACGAACGAUACGAGGCCAGGCGAGAAACCCGAAACGUCGGUCACCCAACGUCGAACGUAAUUGUUAUCGACUAGAUCAUGUUGGUUUUACCUGGUCUUGGACGGCAUGUCAGCUUGCCCUCUGUUCUUUGUUUCUUCAUUGUAUGAACUUUCGAGCACCGAGCAUUGCACAGCAUCUAAUGACGAAGAGCCUGCUCAGAGAGAGAAAGUCAUGCUCUCUUGUUUUCUUUUCGUUCCUUUCCCGCAUUCGGGAUAGGAGAUGAAGGGGCAUGGUAAGGAGGGAUUCUGUUUGAUGGAAAUUAUGUUAUUAUACCCCAACGCUGUCCUACGGCCGGAUUUGGCCACGGAGAAGCACCGCGUUAGAUACCCAAAGGGAGGGAGACUUAUUCCGUGUAUUCUGUCAUUG
Messenger RNA from Trichoderma reesei QM6a, 2845 nucleotides. RefSeq lists its product as uncharacterized. Bases 1 to 2514 code for a protein of 837 amino acids. NCBI's taxonomy places the organism in Eukaryota, Fungi, Ascomycota, Sordariomycetes, Hypocreales, Hypocreaceae. The transcript has 5 exons. The record is from RefSeq and is a predicted model, not a curated record.